Leopardus geoffroyi (Geoffroy's cat) is the source of this 3717-nucleotide messenger RNA. RefSeq names its product ral guanine nucleotide dissociation stimulator (gene RALGDS). The coding region runs from base 144 to 2798 and encodes 884 amino acids. Gene Ontology annotation, molecular function: guanyl-nucleotide exchange factor activity. The record is from RefSeq and is a predicted model, not a curated record. The transcript is spliced from 18 exons. Gene Ontology annotation, biological process: positive regulation of GTPase activity; Ras protein signal transduction. Gene Ontology annotation, cellular component: plasma membrane. NCBI's taxonomy places the organism in Eukaryota, Metazoa, Chordata, Mammalia, Carnivora, Felidae.
GAGCAGCCUGCUCAGCCGGGUCCCCUGCGCCCCACAAAACCACCGGAAGAGGAUGUGAAACUCAGGCAGAGUGAGUGCUGGUGUGGCUCUGUGUCAGGGCAGCAUACUGGGCCCCCGCCACCCCACCACAGCCAGGGGACCCGAUGUGCGUGCAGACCGGCUCCAGAGCCCCUGCGCAGCCCUCUCUGCUCCCAGCCCCUGUCAGCCCCCUUGCAGCCAGGGGCAGGACGUCCAUCCGGCCAGGGGCCUGCAGGAGCUGCACGCAGGAGAUCGGCGAGGAGCUGGUCAACGGGGUCAUCCAUUCCAUCUCCCUGCGGAAGGUGCAGGCACACCACGGCGCCAACAAGGGCCAACGCUGGCUCGGGUGUGAAAAUGAGUCAGCCCUGAACCUGUACGAGACCUGCAAGGUGCGGACGGUGAAGGCCGGCACGCUGGAGAAGCUGGUGGAGCACCUGGUGCCCGCCUUCCAGGGCAGCGACCUCUCCUACGUCACCAUCUUCCUGUGCACGUACCGAGCCUUCACCACCACCCAGCAGGUGCUGGACCUGCUGUUCAAAAGCAGGUACGGUAGAUGUGAUGCCCUCACGGCCUCCUCUAGAUACGGAUGCAUCCUUCCUUAUUCUGACGAGGACGGCGGACCCCAGGACCAACUGAAAAAUGCCAUCUCUUCCAUUCUGGGCACCUGGCUGGACCAGUACUCGGAGGACUUCUGUCAGCCCCCAGACUUUCCCUGCCUCAAGCAGCUGGUGGCCUAUGUGCAGCUCAACAUGCCUGGUUCUGACCUAGAGCGCCGUGCCCAGCUUCUCCUGGCCCAGCUGGAGCACGCAGAGCUCACGGAGGCCGAGCCCGAGGCUCUGUCGCCAGCUCCAGCGCCGCUUCUAAAACCAGCUCCGGAACUAGAGCCGGCUUUGGCACCUGAGUCAGAACCAGAGCUAGAGCCGGCUCCAACACCGGCUCCAGAACCAGAGCUACAGCCGGCUCCGGAACCGGCUCCGGAACCGGCUCCAGCCCCAGCUCCGGAACUAGAGCCGGCUCUAUCGCAAACUGUAGACCUAGAGGCAGCUCCGGUGCCCGAGCCUCCCUGGCCGUCACCUGUGGCUGCAGAAAAUGGCCUGAAUGAGAAGCCUCACCUCUUGGCCUUCCCUCCCGACCUGGUGGCAGAGCAGUUCACACUGAUGGAUGCGGAGCUGUUCAAGAAGGUGGUGCCCUACCACUGCCUGGGCUCCAUCUGGUCCCAGCGGGACAAGAAGGGCAAGGAACACCUGGCUCCCACUGUCCGCGCCACGGUCACCCAGUUCAACAGUGUGGCCAACUGCGUCAUCACCACCUGCCUGGGGGACCGGACUGUGACGGCCCGGGACAGGGCCAGGGUGGUGGAGCACUGGAUCGAGGUGGCCAGGGAGUGCCGUGUCCUCAAGAACUUCUCGUCUCUCUACGCCAUCCUGUCGGCCCUGCAGAGCAACUCCAUCCACAGGCUGAAGAAGACGUGGGAAGAAGUUUCCAGGGACAGCUUCCGCAUCUUCCAGAAGCUGUCGGAGAUUUUUUCGGAUGAGAACAACUACUCACUGAGCAGAGAGCUGCUCAUCAAGGAGGGCACCUCCAAGUUUGCCACCCUGGAGAUGAACCCCAAGAGAGCCCAGAAGCGGCCAAAGGAGACGGGUGUCAUCCAGGGCACCGUUCCCUACCUGGGCACCUUCCUCACAGACCUGGUGAUGCUGGACACCGCGAUGAAGGACUAUCUGUAUGGGAGACUGAUCAACUUCGAGAAGCGGAGGAAGCCCCCCGGGCCACACCCAGCACCGCAUCCAUCCCAUCACUGUCCCGUCCUUCCCUCUGGGCCCCAGGAAUUCGAAGUGAUUGCCCAGAUCAAGCUGCUCCAGUCGGCCUGCAACAAUUAUAGCAUCACACCCGAGGAGCACUUUGGGGCCUGGUUCCGGGCCAUGGAGCGACUCAGCGAGACGGAGAGCUACAACCUGUCGUGUGAGCUGGAGCCCCCCUCCGAGUCGGCCAGCAACACCCUCAAGGCCAAGAAGAACGCGGCCAUCGUCAAGCGCUGGAGCGACCGCCAGGCCCCCAGCACAGAGCUCAGCAGCAGCGGCAGCUCCCACUCCAAGUCCUGUGACCAGCUCAGGUGCGGCCCCUACCUCAGCAGCGGGGACAUCGCCGACGCACUCAGCGUCCACUCGGCCGGCUCCUCCAGCUCCGACGUGGAGGAGAUCAACGUGAGCUUCGUCCCGGAGUCCCCCGAUGGUCAGGAAAAGAAGUUCUGGGAGUCGGCCUCCCAGUCGUCCCCGGAGACCUCCGGCAUCAGCUCGGCCUCCAGCAGCGCGUCCUCCUCCUCAGCCUCCACCACGCCCGUGGCUGCCACGCGCACCCACAAGCGCUCCGUCUCAGGGGUCUGCAGCCACAGCUCCUCACUGCCCCUCUACAACCAGCAGGUGGGCGACUGCUGCAUCAUCCGCGUCAGCCUGGAUGUGGACAACGGCAACAUGUACAAGAGCAUCCUGGUAACCAGCCAGGACAAGGCUCCCGCCGUCAUCCGCAAGGCCAUGGACAAACACAACCUGGAUGAGGAUGAGGCCGACGAAUACGAGCUCGUGCAGGUUAUCUCCGACGACCGCAAGCUGAAGAUCCCGGACAACGCCAACGUGUUCUACGCCAUGAACUCUACUGCCAACUAUGACUUUGUCCUAAAGAAACGGACCUUCACAAAGGGGGCAAAGGUCAGGCAUGGCGCCAGCUCGACUCUCCCUCGCAUGAAGCAGAAAGGGCUCAGGAUCGCCAAGGGCAUCUUCUAACUCAUCCCCGGUGCUGGCCCGCCACAGGGACCCCUCUUGCAGGGUCCGGCUGCCUGGGUAACUGAGCACUUCCGGACUCCGGUGGCCCAGGCCAGGCGGGCACCCUCUGCCCAACCCGCCAGCUCAGGCCACCCCCAGACUCGUUUCACCCUCAACGUCUCCCGCUGCCGGGAUUGACGCCUGCUGCUUGACAGGCUGACCUGGCCUCCUGUGGACCACUCGCCGCCUUAGGUGCCUUCUGCUCUCCGGAACCGGAGGACCAGCUGACUUUGGCCGAGGAGCGCCGUCGGUGGGCACGGAGCCCCGCGUGCCGCCGGGCACUGCCCUCUGUGCGCUGCCCCUCACACCUGCUCAGGUGUGGGUCACUGCCACCUGUGCCCGUGGGCACCCCAGGGCACCUGCUCAUCCACUGGGUCUGACCACUGCAAUUCUCUCCUCCGCCCGCGGGCAUCGGCCGUGUCCUUCUGCCUUCUGGGGUCCCGGCCCCUCUUGGCCACCACACUAGCCUUUCCCGGGCCGCACCAAAGAUCCCACCGUCGGGGCCAGCAGAGUGAAGGAGUCUCGCCCACCCCCUGCCCAGCCCUCCCCCAGGAGGUUGGGGUGGGGGGGAAGCCUCUUCACAGAUCACACUCUUCACCCGGUGAGUGAGGACGGUCUCAGACGAGUACCGUUGACACUGAAUCUCACGACACCGCGGGUGCCGCUCACUCCCACGCCCUGGGCUUCACGAGACCGCACGAGACGGGGGUUAGUGGGAAAGAAGGAUUUGGGGGAAGGGCAGGGGUGUUGAAUAUUUGUAUAAAAGGCAAAAACAAAACAAAACAGAAAAAGUUUACCAGUUGGGGAGGGGCAAUAUUUAUUUGUUGUAAAUAGCAAAUGCUAGACUUGAAUAUUCUAUUAAAAUCCAGUUUCUACUAUA